Peronospora belbahrii is the source of this 1323-nucleotide messenger RNA. The record is from the annotation of a GenBank genome assembly. NCBI's taxonomy places the organism in Eukaryota, Oomycota, Peronosporomycetes, Peronosporales, Peronosporaceae.
AUGCUUGGAGCGUCGAACAAGCGGUCUGGCCCAACGAUACGCGAGUUCCAGUCACUCGUGGGCAGCUUGCUAUGGGUUGCGCGCUGCAAAAAGCCCGACAUCGCCUUUGCGGGCACAGUGAGCUUGAAGGUCACGAUAGCGCCGGCGCAAAACCGUGACCAAAAAGUGUCUCGACGGGGAGCGUUUAGCAACGCUGAUUCUGCGGUCGAUAAGGCCGACAGGAAGUCGAUGACCGGCAGCGUACUUCGCCUUCACGGCAUGGCAGUGAGUCGAGGCGCGCAUAAACAGGGCGGCGUGUCUCUGUCAAUGAUGAAGGCCGAUUUUGUCGCUGUCUCCAAGUUUCUAGGCACGCUUAAUGGUGACGGAGGCUACAAUAUCGAUCAGGAGGGGGUAAUUGGCAAUCUCCUGCGUACCAAAGGACUUAAGGAUGCAAACUCGGUGCGCGCGUUGAUUGGUGACGACUGCUAUGACGAGAAUCUUGACGGAGUAGCGAUGCUUGGAGCGUCGAACAAGCGGUCUGGCCCAACGAUACGCGAGUUCCAGUCACUCGUGGGCAGCUUGCUAUGGGUUGCGCGCUGCAAAAAGCCCGACAUCGCCUUUGCGGGCACAGUGAGCUUGAAGGUCACGAUAGCGCCGGCGCAAAACCGUGACCAAAAAGUGUCUCGACGGGGAGCGUUUAGCAACGCUGAUUCUGCGGUCGAUAAGGCCGACAGGAAGUCGAUGACCGGCAGCGUACUUCGCCUUCACGGCAUGGCAGUGAGUCGAGGCGCGCAUAAACAGGGCGGCGUGUCUCUGUCAAUGAUGAAGGCCGAUUUUGUCGCUGUCUCCAAGUUUCUAGGCACGCUUAAUGGUGACGGAGGCUACAAUAUCGAUCAGGAGGGGGUAAUUGGCAAUCUCCUGCGUACCAAAGGACUUAAGGAUGCAAACUCGGUGCGCGCGUUGAUUGGUGACGACUGCUAUGACGAGAAUCUUGACGGAGUAGCGAUGCUUGGAGCGUCGAACAAGCGGUCUGGCCCAACGAUACGCGAGUUCCAGUCACUCGUGGGCAGCUUGCUAUGGGUUGCGCGCUGCAAAAAGCCCGACAUCGCCUUUGCGGGCACAGUGAGCUUGAAGGUCACGAUAGCGCCGGCGCAAAACCGUGACCAAAAAGUGUCUCGACGGGGAGCGUUUAGCAACGCUGAUUCUGCGGUCGAUAAGGCCGACAGGAAGUCGAUGACCGGCAGCGUACUUCGCCUUCACGGCAUGGCAGUGAGUCGAGGCGCGCAUAAACAGGGCGGCGUGUCUCUGUCAAUGAUGAAGGCCGAUUUUGUCGCUGUCUCGUAA